AUGUCAACACUGAUUGUUGCUAUUGGGAAGGAGUUACAUGUGAUGCUUCUGGUCAUGUCAUUGGACUUGAUCUUAGUUACAAAAACCUUUCAGGCAGCUUUCACUCCAUUUUCGAUCUCCAUCAUCUUCAACGCCUUAACCUUGCUGGAAACAACUUCAACACCACUCUGCUUUCGUAUGGAGAAACCAAACUUCAAGACAUUGAUCAAGAAUUUGAGGAAUCUCAGAGAGCUCCAUUUGGAUGGAGUGGACAUUUCAUUUCAAAGCAGUGAAUGGUGUGAAACUAUUUCUUCUGUACUUUCCAACCUGCAAGUGUUGAGUCUGUCAAGUUGUGGUUUAAAAGGUCCAUUAUGUUCUUCACUGUCAAGACUUUCUGUUCUUUCCAAACUUGUCCUUAACCAUAAUCUAAUCUCUUCUUUACCUCCAAAUUUCUUGGAAAUUUCCUCUCGUCUGGUUUCUCUCAGUUUGCGAAAUUGCGAUUUAAGUGGGUCUUUACCAACUGAAAUCCUCUCAUUGCCAAAAAUUCAAGGAAUUGACCUUUCAUAUAAUGAGCAACUGAUGGGUCAGUUGCCAGAAUUUCCAUCAAACAGUGCUUUACGGAUUUUGUCUCUUUCUGGUUCAAAUUUCAGUGGGAAACUUCCUGAAUCAAUAGGCAACCUUAAGUUCUUGACAGAUUUAACUCUUAGUCGUUGUAAUAUUUUGGGAUCCAUUCCAUCAUCAAUUGCAAAUCUUAGUCGCUUGGUUAUCCUGGAUCUAUCAGGUAACAAUCUCAGUGGUUUAAUCCCUCCAUUUCAUAGAUUUGGAGUUCCAAAUCUUGCAUAUCUAUAUUUGGAUGGGAACAGGCUUUCUGGAUCAAUAAAUUCUUCUUUGUUUACCCUUCCAUCAUUGCGGAUCUUGUCUCUCGGAGAAAACCAAUUGAUUGGAAAAAUUGACGAGUUUCCUGAUGCUUCGUCUUCAUUGAUUGAGGAAUUAUAUUUAGGAAAUAAUGAUUUAGCAGGAAAAAUCCCAAAUUCAAUCCUUCAACUCCCAAGGCUUGAAUGGCUUUCUAUUGAGGGUAAUGACUUUAGUUCCUGGAAGCUUCCCUUGUUUGUUCAACUCAAGAAUUUAAGGGUUCUCGAUUUAUCGGAUAUAAGCUUGUUAAUUGAAAGUAACAACAGAUGUUUUACUUUUCCCAAAUUAGAGAUACUAUGGCUAAGGUCAUGCAACCUUACUGAAUUUCCAGAAUUCAUCAAAACACAAGAUAAGCUGACCAUCCUAGAUCUUUCUAACAACCAUAUCCAUGGUGUUGUGCCUAAUUGGUUGUGGAAGAACACUCUUUCUCAUGUAAACCUUUCUUUUAAUCCCAUUGAUUUUUCAAACCAGCUUGCUUUGACUGAUGCAAACUUCUCUUUGCCAAAUCUGAGGGGAUUAUGUCUGGACUCCUGUAACCUAAGUGCAUUUCCAGAGUUCUUAAGGAGUCUAGAAAACUUGGAAGAACUCAGCCUUUCGAAUAACCAAAUAAGUGGUGCAAUACCAAACUGGGUGUGGAAGAAAAGUUUAGUUCAUAUGCAUCUUUCUAAUAACCAUCUCUCAUCUUUGGACCAACAUUUACCGGACCGGAUUUCAACUCCUUUGCAAGCCUCUUUACUUCGACCUAUUUGUGAAAUGAGUCAUCUACGCACUUUCGUUGCAUCUCAUAACAAUUUGAGUGGCUCCAUUCCAAAUUGCAUAGGCAAUAUGAGUGCUCUCAUGUUCUUGGACCUACAAGGAAAUAACUUCAGUGGAAUCUUACCAGAAUUUUCAAAAGCAACCCAACUAAUGUUUCUCGAAGUCGGUGAGAAUACAUUAGAAGGGACGUUGCCAAGAUCACUGGAGAAAUGCACUGAGCUUCGAGUUUUGGAUGUGGGAAACAACAUGCUGCGUGAUACAUUCCCAUUUUGGUUGGAGAAAUUGCCUUCCUUAAAGUUUGUAAUAUUGCGGGAAAACAGAUUUUAUGGUCAAAUUAGACAGUUCAAAAACAAAAUUGCUUUCCCAGCUUUGGAUGUGCUGGACAUUGCUUCUAACGAGUUUUCUGGAGAAUUGGAAGCUGCCAAGAUCACUAGCCACUUGCUCUAA
Messenger RNA from Hibiscus syriacus, 2094 nucleotides. Its product is annotated as receptor-like protein 53. Lineage: Eukaryota; Viridiplantae; Streptophyta; Magnoliopsida; Malvales; Malvaceae. Bases 1 to 2094 code for a protein of 697 amino acids. Gene Ontology annotation, molecular function: protein binding. The record is from RefSeq and is a predicted model, not a curated record. The transcript has 3 exons.